Aspergillus terreus NIH2624 is the source of this 675-nucleotide messenger RNA. RefSeq lists its product as uncharacterized. Bases 1 to 675 code for a protein of 224 amino acids. The transcript has 2 exons. The record is from RefSeq and is a predicted model, not a curated record. NCBI's taxonomy places the organism in Eukaryota, Fungi, Ascomycota, Eurotiomycetes, Eurotiales, Aspergillaceae.
AUGGGCUUUAUCAAAAAAGCAUUCAAACUCACCACCUACGGUGGCACCGCCACCCUCGGCGCCUUCUUCUGGGCCACCCGCAAAGACGUCUUCGUGCCCAUGUCGCCCACCGACUCCAUCUUCCACAGCGCCCCGUACCGCGCCCAGAACCCCUCCAACAACCCGACCGUCCACGACCUGUGCGUCCGCCGCGUCCCGCUGUCCGAGAUCAACCCGAGUCUCCUGGAGAAGAAGGGAAAGCUGGUGGAGGCGUUCUGUGCCGGCGUCUGGAGUGGCUGGGGCUACGCCUUCCAACGCGCCUACCUCGCCCGGAAAUACCAAGGUCCCGAUACCGCCGCGCAGCUGUGGUCGCGCGACGAGCUGCGCGCCUCGUCCUACGACGUCGGCACCCUGAUCACCGACCACUUCGAGGUGGUCGAGAAGACGGCCGAUCGCAUCGUCGUGCGCUGCGGCGACUCGCCGCGGAAGCAGGGCGUGCGCGAGUCGGACGGGCUGUUUGAGAUGUCUGCGGUCGUGAAGCCCGACGAGGGGGUUGCGGAGUUUGGGCUCAAGAGCUGUUUCUUCCAGGGGUUGGGCAAGGCGGAGGCGCCGCCGAUGCCGCCGCAUAUUGUCUGGCUGCAUAAACAGUAUACCAAGUUGUGGGCGGAGACGGCGAUUCGGAAUGUGCUUCGCUAG